Molecule: messenger RNA, 2268 nt
Organism: Portunus trituberculatus (swimming crab)
Lineage: Eukaryota; Metazoa; Arthropoda; Malacostraca; Decapoda; Portunidae
Product: sodium- and chloride-dependent glycine transporter 1-like
Exons: 11
Coding region: 89-2002 (637 amino acids)
Biological process (GO): sodium ion transmembrane transport
Cellular component (GO): membrane
Source: RefSeq, a predicted model, not a curated record
GAUAUCUGAACGGACAGGGUGUCGCCUCGAUUGUUUUCAUUGUAUCGCCAGAUUUUACGAAGAGAAAUAAGGAAGAACCAAAGAGCAGAUGGACAAGAAAACGAACUCUUGCUCCUCAGAGGAGGAGAAAGUAAUGAUGAAGCAGGACAAAGAUGAAGAGGAGAGAGGCAUGUGGGGGAACCAAUGCGAGUUUUUCCUUUCUUGCCUUGGAUACGCGGUCGGCUUCGGCAACGUGUGGAGGUUCCCCUACCUGGCCUACAAGAAUGGUGGAGCGGCAUUCCUGAUCCCUUAUUUCACCAUGUUGCUGUGCGCUGGGUUGCCACUCUUCUUUAUGGAGCUGGUGCUGGGACAGUACACAAGUUUAGGACCCAACAUAAUCUUCCCCAAGAUGACACCAAUCCUUACGGGGAUCGGCUGGGGAAUGAUAAUAGUAUCUGCUCUCGUCACCAUCUAUUACAACGUCAUAUUGGCCUGGGCACUGUUUUAUAUAUUCGCCUCCUUCACCAGCGAGCUGCCUUGGACCGGCUGCCACAAUGACUUCAAUACUCCAGAGUGUUAUCUACUGCAGGAGAAUAAAGUGUGCAAGAAUAUGACUAUGUUUUACUACAAUCAAUCGUGCCUUGAACCAGAAGCAUACUGUGGCUUGGUGAACCUUGCGUCUUUCAAUGAUUCACAUUGUUUUGACCCAAAUGACAACGACAGUUUAGUGGUCGCUGAUGGAGCUGUGCGCCGACUAACUCCGAGUGAAGACUACUACAGGAACCGCGUGUUGCGUGUGACAGGCAAGACAUGGAAGGACAUGGGUGGGAUGCAAUGGGAGUUGGUGGGGUGUCUGGCGGUGGCUUGGCUCUUAGUCUUUGCCUGUAUGGUCAAGGGCAUCAAGAGUUCCGGCAAGGUUGUUUACUUCACCGCCCUCUUCCCCUACGUCGUCCUCAUCAUUCUCUUCGUCAGAGGUAUCACGCUUGAGGGAGCCAGCCUGGGAAUAGAUUAUUACCUUCUGAAGCCUGACUUGUCACGCCUGGCGGACUCAGAGGUGUGGAGUGAUGCUGCUAUUCAAAUUUUCUUUUCUUUUGGGCUUUCCUUUGGCGGGCUCAUUACUCUGGCUUCGUACAACAAAUAUGAAAACAACUGCAUGAGAGACGCCAUCGUGAUCUCGUUGGCCAACUGCUCGACAUCGGUGUUCGCUGGUUUCGUCAUCUUCAGUAUCCUGGGAUUUCUAGCUCAUGAACUGGGCGUGGAGGUUGAGGACGUGGUGUCGUCAGGGUCUGGCCUGGCCUUCGUGGUGUACCCUGCCGCCGUGACGCGCAUGCCUGUGGCGCCCCUCUGGUCCCUGCUCUUCUUUGCCAUGCUCAUCACCCUCGGCCUUGACUCUCAAUUCACGACGGUAGAGACUGUGACCACGGCUAUUUUAGACCAAUUCCAUUCCCUGAGGUCACGGAGGCCGCUGGUGGUGGGCGUGACGUGUCUCCUACUCUUCUUCAUGGGCCUCACUAUGUGUCUAGAGGGCGGCGUGUACAUGUUUGAACUCUUCUUCUUCUACUCCUCCGGCCUUUCCGUCAUCAUUCUGUCGAUAACUGAGAUUGUGGCAGUCCAAUAUAUCUAUGGUUUUAGGAACUUUUUCCGACACAUUACUGAAGACAUGGGCAUCACUGUCCCCAGACCACUGUAUGCCUACUGGCUCCUGACCUGGUGCGCGGUGACUCCACUGGUGCUCCUGGCCAUCCUGGUGUUCUCAGUGAUCUACUUCGUCCCAGCUUACUGGGAUGACUACGUGUUCCCGCUGGAAAUACAAGUGCUCGGGUGGCUCAUCCUCUUCUCCACUGUCAUCAUGGUACCGCUGGGGAUGAUCUACGCCCUAAUGACGAACUCAGGGUGCAGGAAAGAUUUGCUUGUCCCUACCCCAGACUUCUGCCCGGCUCAUGUAAGGCAAGAGAGGAGGCGCGGCCAGGUGAACAGUGCAUGUGUCAACAAUGACGCUCCUGUGGUCACACUUCAUCUUUAAUGGAGCUUGGCAUGGCAUCAGUACAGUUAUUAUUGUUUAAGUAAACUUGCACUGUAUCUUUGUUGAGAAUAAGUGUUCACUUGUUCGAACCAAAUGUAAUCUAUAAAGGAGAGGGUUGGGUUUGUUUCUUACUACUAAUGCUGUCAAUUAUUACUUAUAAUACUAUUACAAAUAUAACAACUAUUGGAACUACCAUUAGUAUUCUUGUAAAAGUACUACUGCUAUUACCAAUACAACUACAACCACCAGUUUUUACUAUAAACUAA